Phyllotreta striolata is the source of this 2466-nucleotide messenger RNA. The record is from the annotation of a GenBank genome assembly. NCBI's taxonomy places the organism in Eukaryota, Metazoa, Arthropoda, Insecta, Coleoptera, Chrysomelidae.
GAAAUAUCGAAAAGUUGGAGUUGUCAUAUUUACAAUUUACAAAUAAUCCUAGUUUUAAUUCGAAUAAAAAUGUUUUUCUCGAUAAUUUCGCAAUAAAAUACAUUUUAAACAAUCCUGCUUUAUUAGUUGGAUGAGCUUACAAAGUUAUUUAAAAUUUUAAAAUGGUUUUUCCUAAGUUCUACAAAUUAUACGAACUACUAUUAUUAUUAACAUGGUUUUCGCCGAGCUACCAGUUCUAUGUGCCUGGAAUGGCGCCCACGGAUUUCAAAAAGGGCAUGCCAAUCGAGGUCAGAGCGGUGAAAAUGACCAGCAUACACACGCAAUUACCCUACGAAUACUAUUCCCUGCCGUUCUGUUUGCCCAAAGGCGGCUCCGAGUCGAUCCAUUACAAAUCCGAGAACCUGGGAGAAGUCCUAAGGGGCGAUCGAAUCGUAAAUACUCCUUAUAUAGUCAAAAUGGCAGAGCCCACGCCUUGCACUCUGCUGUGCAAUUCGCCCGAUAAGCCAAUUAAUUGGAGCGUGAGAGAAUCGCAGACAGUUGUGGACAGAAUUCAGCAUGAAUAUUUUGUUCAUUUAUUGGUGGAUAAUCUACCGGCGGCCACUCAGACUUUCAAUCCCGAAAUGAACGAGAACCAAUUAGAGCAUGGCUACAGGCUGGGCAACACAGUAGGCGAUAGGAGUUUCAUAAACAACCAUCUUAAAUUGACAUUGUUGUAUCAUAAUCCCCAGCCCAAUAUAUACCGAGUGGUGGGCUUCCGGGCGAGCGCGAAGUCCAUUCACAAAGACGAAAUGAAAUUCGACGGGAACACGUGCAGUUACCCGGGCAAACCGAGGUCCCAAGUGGUGGAUCCGGUGGCCGGUACUCAAUUGUAUUUCACCUACGAAGUGGAAUGGAAGCAAUCGUCCGUCAGCUGGGCGUCGAGGUGGGACAUUUAUCUGGCCAUGACGGACGCUCAGAUCCAUUGGUUCUCUAUAAUCAAUUCCAUCGUUGUCAUUUUCUUCCUGUCCGGUAUUUUGACCAUGAUUAUGGUGAGGACGUUGAGGAGGGACAUCGCCAAAUACAAUGCGGAUGAAAGUUUCGACGAGGCUAUAGAGGAGACCGGUUGGAAGUUGGUGCACGGUGAUGUGUUUCGACCGCCCAGGCAUUCUAGAUUGUUCGCUGCGCUAGUCGGAUCGGGCAUUCAGAUAUUUUUGAUGUCUCUCAUAACGAUAUUUUUCGCAAUGCUGGGAAUGCUGUCGCCGGCGUCGCGUGGGGCUCUAACGACGGCGGCGAUUACGUUUUACAUGAUACACGGCGCCGUGGCCGGUUACCUGUCGGCCAGAUUGUACAAGACCAUGAAAGGGCGCGAAUGGAAAAGGGCGGCUUUUCUCACGGCCGCCCUUUAUCCGGCCGUCGUCGGCGUUACGUGUUUCUUUUUGAACUUUUUCAUAUGGGGAAAGGCGAGCAGCGGGGCCGUUCCGUUUUCGGCGAUGAUAAGCCUUUUCCUAAUGUGGGUGUUCAUAUCGCUGCCAUUGGUUUACGUCGGUUAUUACUUCGGUUACAGGAAACAACCCUAUCAGCAUCCCGUUCGGACGAAUCAAAUACCGAGACAGGUGCCCGAACAACAUUGGUACAUGAAUCCACUCUUAUGUACAUUAAUGGCCGGCAUCCUGCCGUUCGGCGCGGUUUUUAUUGAACUCUUCUUCAUAUUCACUGCCAUUUGGAAGAACCAAUUCUACUAUCUCUUUGGGUUCUUGUUCUUAGUGUUCGUCAUCCUGGUGAUAUCCUGUUCGCAAAUAUCAAUCGUCAUGGUGUAUUUCCAAUUGUGCGGCGAGGAUUACCAUUGGUGGUGGAGAAGUUUCAUCGUAUCGGGCGGCAGCGCGCUGUACAUAUUGGGAUAUUCCCUCUUCUACUUCGUGACCGUUUUGGAAAUAACGGAAUUCAUCCCGACGUUGCUCUACAUUUGUUAUACCGGUCUCAUGGUCUUCACGUUUUGGCUAUUGACCGGCACGAUCGGAUUCAUCGCCGCUUACGCUUUCGUUAUGAAAAUUUACGCGGCCGUCAAGAUCGAUUAAGGACUUGUUUUAUUUUAUUAUUUUUCAUUGUUAACCCGUUGACUACCACCGCAAUUUUCAGAUUCCUGUCAAGGUCGUUUAAAUCGUAUUAUAUUAGUACGAGAUAACUCGUACUCGGAGCACUGGGCAAUGAACGAGUUAUCUCGUAGUCAACGGGUUAAUCGAGCGUCGAUUCGAGCUCAAAGAGCGGAGUAGUAACGUUGAAAUGCAAUUUGAACGAAGCUACAAGCGAAAAAAACAAACAAGUAUUUAUGCUAGUGGAAAAAGGACAAAAUUGUUUAAAUGUUUAUACGAAUUUCGAUUGUUUCAUGGAUCUAUAUCAAAAGCUAUAUUGAUAAGCGACGUGUACAUAAUUUAUUAUCUGAUAUGUAAAAUUCAAAUGAAUGGGGUUUAAUAUAUUUAAAACGACUAA